Molecule: messenger RNA, 1185 nt
Organism: Linnemannia hyalina
Lineage: Eukaryota; Fungi; Mortierellomycota; Mortierellomycetes; Mortierellales; Mortierellaceae
Source: the annotation of a GenBank genome assembly
AUGUAUAUAUGCGACACGAUACUGGGAGGUGGUGCCUUUGGGGUGUGCUAUAAGGCAAUCGCAGAUUAUGACGAGUUCGUCCUGAAAGUAUCGUACUGCCCUCCCGAGAAACCUAACAGGAAGGUGGUGGCAACGAACGAAGCUCGAAUCUUGUCUAUGUUGCACCACCGGCACAUCAUCCAGUCCCACGAUAGCUUCGAGGUGGGCAACCUGACGAUCCUUGUGCUCGACCUAUAUGAAGGAGGAGAUUUAUAUGAGAAAUUGGCGCGCAGAAAGGCCAAGGAGAAAAUGUUGGGUCUUCCCGAAGAGGACGUCUCUAGGUGGAUGUGGCAAGUCCUCGAGGCGUGUAUCUAUCUCCAUGAUGAACUUGGCGUGGUGCACAGGGACUUGAAGCCAUCCAAUAUUCUCUUGGAUGCUCAAGGAAACGCCCGAGUGGCCGACUUUGGACUCAGUUUCUCUCCGUCGCAAGGUCUAAAGUGCGACUGUGCCGGGACGCCAGGGUUUUGGGCUCCAGAGGUCAUCGCAAAAGAGAUGUAUGGCCAAGAAGUCGAUGUAUUCUCGUUCGGUGUGAUGGUCCGUCAGCUACUUUACGGGAUACACCCUGAGAGCAGGACUGAACUGCGGUGGGGAAGCGUUGCAGCAACGAAGCUAAUCGAAGACUGCAUGAGAUCCCAGUACAACCGAGUAUCAUUCGCCGAGUUGCGAGGAUACGAAUUCUUCGCUCGCUGGAGGAGGAUCACGAACGUCAAUGGUAAGCGACCCCAGAGGAACAACGACACCAAUGAGGACCCCAGGAAGCGUUCGGCACAUUCGCCCUCGUCACCUCCGCACAUGGAUCCAAACAUUAUACCAAACCCGUCCGCCAUGGUUCCAAACACUACACCAAACCCGUCUGCUUCAGUGUCCGCCUCCGUGUCCGCUAGCGCCCACGCUGUCGCCUCGACCCCCGAGGCUGUUUCUGAGCUGGUUGAGGAGCUGGUUGACCUCCCUCACAUCCCGACUACCCAAGAUGAAAUGCCAUUCUGGAUGGCAUUGAUCACGCCCGACCCCGACCUAUCGUUCAUGGUCGCCGUCGCCCAGUUGGAUCCCCUGAACGAUCCUUUGGGUUUCCAUGUGGGUGAGGACCAGCAGGAACUCACUGACUUUGCGUUCCUGGACCAGCCCAACGGUACCCACGAGCAGUGA